This is a messenger RNA of Nothobranchius furzeri (turquoise killifish), 1893 nucleotides long. RefSeq names its product UBA_like_SF and PTH2 domain-containing protein. The record is from RefSeq and is a predicted model, not a curated record. NCBI's taxonomy places the organism in Eukaryota, Metazoa, Chordata, Actinopteri, Cyprinodontiformes, Nothobranchiidae. Gene Ontology annotation, cellular component: cytosol; mitochondrion. Gene Ontology annotation, molecular function: protein binding; peptidyl-tRNA hydrolase activity.
AAGCUCGUUUGGUCACGCUGGAGUCCUUCUGUCUGUAACAAUGACACGUCAGGCUGCGCAUUCUGGUGGUAGAGCCAAGAUGGCGGACGGACAGUGACGAACUUCAGCUUGUUUACAAAUGAACGUCCGAACACGGGUUCCGCUUUAGCUCUUAGUGCAGAUGUUCUGAGAAAACGUCCUACCCGUAGGCUGAUUUUACGGUGUUUUACAUGACAAACCCUAACCGAAAAAAUCAAGUAUCAACGUCAGUAAAACGUACUAUUACUUGCUACUUAUCUAUUUUCCUGCAAAUAUGACAACGGAGUAGCAUUUCCUUUUUUGUUGUGCGCAUGCGCGCACAUGCUCAUGAACAACGGGUAUGACGGUUUACGGGGUAGGAGAAAGGAACUUCUAGUCACCGGAAGCUCAGGUCAGCUCCCAAGUCCCAAACCCAGUCACCUGAAACGUUGCUGUUGCGGGGCUCGGAAGACCCGAAUACCAGUAGGACAGGAAACACGCGACCCAGCCCUCCCUGCUGGACUGCUCUGUGAUGCAUGGCUUCCGGGAAGCGCGUGCGUGGUCUCAUUGCACCCACGUUUGACUCAGAAACUGGUAAGAAACCUUGACGUUGCAUCCUGCUGGAUCUUCAUGAGGGAUGUAAGGAACAAGAGGAUGUGACAUCAUCUGAUGAAAAUGACCAGCCUUCAUUCGGACCAGGAACUCCAGCUUUCCUACGGCACCGGUUCUCUAUCAAAGGUCACCCUCCCGCACAACCAUCCGUGUUUCUGGGCCACCAUCAGCCCAGAACACUCUCUGUUAUGGAGGCCUCAGAUGAGUCGGGGACACAGUCAGCCUCUGAGGAUGUAAAUCCACUUUUCCUGCAACAGCUACGAGAACUUGACAUCCCUGAAGAUGCAGCCAAACAGGCACUCCUGCACACCCAGAAUGUCUCUGCUGAGGAAGCAGCCAUGUACUACUUCAACAAACUGGAGAAUGAGGAGGAGGCUGACGAUGAUCUCAUGUUCAAGAUGGUGUUUGUAGUGAACAUGGACCUGGCCAUGGGCGUUGGAAAGGUGGCAGCUCAGGUGGCCCACGCUGCUGUGGGACUGUACCAGGCUCUGCAGGGAAAACCCAGCUGGAGGGAGGCUGCCUGGAAUUGGGAUAAAAGUGGAGCUAAGAAGGUGGUUGUCCAAGGCACCAACGUGGCCCAUCUGCUGGAGCUGCAGGCCCUGGCCAUGAGCCUCAACCUGCCCACGUACCUGGUCCAGGAUGCAGGGCUCACUCAGGUGGAGGCGGGGUCCCGCACCGUCCUGGCCAUCAUGGGAGAAGAGGAGAUGGUGAACAACGUCACCGGUAGUCUGAAGCUGCUCUGAUGGGUGCCAGCCUUUAUGGCAGAGAGGACCAGUAGAGAGCGGUGUAAAACCAACAUAGCAGGAGUGAACCGAGCCAGAACUCAGCACUGGUUUCCUUUUCUUCUCGUCUGAGCUGCUUGACCAGCUGAGUGCAGAACGUCUGCAUCGUACCGAGGGUGAUGAUCACUUCUUCAGAGCUUUAGUGAUGCGUCUGCAUGCUGCUGUUCAAAAACCCCUGACCUGAGGACUCCAUCACGCUUUGUGCAUACCCGUUGUUCAUCCUGCUUCAUCUGCUGAGUCCCUCCCAAGAUGGGAACAGAACAUUGUUGGGAUACGUGUAGGAAACCAGACCUGUUUGUCAUUCUGAACCACUUCUCCCGACUCCUGUCCCACCAGGGGCCGUUGUUUAGCUCCUACAGUCACAUUUUACUGUAAAUAACCAUCUGUGAUAUGAAAUAUUACCUAAAGCUAGUUUGAAAUCUAAACUCCUGUUGUGUAACGUUCAUGUUCCUUUGUGUAAGUGCUUCAGACUGGAGGGAAAUAAAGCGUCCCUGCAUCACUA